Messenger RNA from Brachypodium distachyon (stiff brome), 1199 nucleotides. RefSeq lists its product as uncharacterized. The coding region runs from base 159 to 965 and encodes 268 amino acids. The transcript has a single exon. Lineage: Eukaryota; Viridiplantae; Streptophyta; Magnoliopsida; Poales; Poaceae. The record is from RefSeq and is a predicted model, not a curated record.
AGCCAACCUCUGAGCCUUUCCGCGUCUCCUUCUUCUUCCUCAGCUUCUCCUCCGCCAUCACCGAAAGUCCAAAACCACACGCAUCCCAAAAGCGAGCACCCAAAGAAACCAAAACUAAAUUCACCCAAGCAAUCGAUCUCCCUUCCUCGCCGCCCGCCAUGACCAUCAAGACGCUCAAGGCGCGCAUCCUGCAGGCGCUCCGGUCCUCCCUCCCCGCCCCCGCCGCCGGCGCGGACCAAUCGCCGCCGGCGUCGCCCACCAAGCCCGGCCGCGCCUCCGACGACGCGUCCUUCUUCGACGCCCACGAGAACCCCGCCAAGAUCCUCCUCGCCGACGCCGACGACGCCGACCCCAUCGACGACGAUUGGGAGCUGGUGGAAGAAGAAGAUCCGGACGCUAAUGAGAAAUCCCCUGCUUCUUCUUCGCGGCCCGAGCCCGAGCUCGACCCGCUCCGCGAGUUCCCGGCCCGGUGCCCGCCGGGCGGCGAGGGGGCGGUGGUGCUGUACACGACGACGCUCCGGGGCGUGCGCAAGACGUUCGAGGACUGCAACGAGGUGCGCGCGCUGCUGGAGAACCUGGCGGUGCCCUUCCAGGAGCGGGACGUGUCAAUGGACAGGGGCCUCCGGGAGCAGCUCUGGGCCGCCGCGGGGGCGAGGGAGAGGCCCGUGGUCCCGCCGCGGCUCUUCGUGCGCGGCCGCGACCUCGGCGGCGCCGUCCAGGUGCUCGCGCUCCACGACGACGGCCGCCUCCUCUCCCUCCUCCAGCACCCCUUGUCGGCGGCGGCGAGCAGGAAGACGAGGGCCAAGACGAAGAAGGGCAAGUGCGAGGCGUGCGGGGGCGUGGGGUUCGUGGUCUGCGGCGAGUGCGACGGCAGCCGCAAGGUGUUCGACGGCGGGCCUGGCCGGUGUGGCGGAUGCAACGAGAACGGGCUCGUCAUGUGCGCGCUUUGCUUGUACCCCAGCUGAAGUAAAAACAAAGGGUGAUUAAUAACCAGCGUUAAUUCAUUGCCAAUUACCUGCCCCCCUUUUUUAACCCACCCUUCCCUUUUACUUUUGUUAAUCACUCUUCUUACUGUUUAAGUUUGUGUGUGGGAGAUUGGACUUGGACAAUUCAGUGGUUGGCAUGUCAUGUACAUAAUGUGCUAGUAAUAUCACUGUAAAUACAUAUUUAUAAGUUAUGUUCUUCAAUCUUCAACUACA